Messenger RNA from Procambarus clarkii (red swamp crayfish), 5578 nucleotides. RefSeq lists its product as uncharacterized. NCBI's taxonomy places the organism in Eukaryota, Metazoa, Arthropoda, Malacostraca, Decapoda, Cambaridae. The record is from RefSeq and is a predicted model, not a curated record.
UAUAUAUAUAUAUAGAAAAAGACAGUAUGAAUACAUAGAACUGUCAUACGAGAAAUAUAUGGUUACAUUGUACAAGCCAAUAAUAUAAAUUAAAAACUUUUGGGUGAAGAAUAAUAAUAUAUAUAUGUCAAAUUAUGGCAUAUGUGAAGAGCUGUGGCUUGUGUAAAGUGUUGAUUAAGGAAUCUUAAUAGACAAUAGUGAUUGUAAUCGGUGUUAAGGAGUGUAUUGUGCAGUAAGGAUUAUAAUGAAUGAAGAUCAAAUAUUAUGUAAAAGACAAUUGUGUACCUGAAAUAUCACAGCAUAAUGGGGAAAUUACUCAGUAGCUUAAGAUCGUCUAGGGAACACACUAAACAAACCACUAGACCAUCAUCCACACCUGCUGCCCAGUCAUCCACACCUGGUCAGUCAAUACCUGCUGUUCAGGCAUCUACGCCUGAUGCUCAGUCAUCUACACAUGAUGUUCAUAUAUUAACUUCAACCUUUCCUUCGUCCACACUUCUUGAGUCAUCUACAUCUGUUGAACAGUCCACACUUACUCAUGCCUUUGUGGACCCCAAGCCUUGCAAAGCAGGAGACGCUCAAGCGCUGCCCACAACAAGUUCUACAGUAGGCUAUCCCGGGCAGCGUGCCUCCGAUCCAAAGAUAACCACCACUUUAAAAUCAUCAGUAACACAUUCUGGGGGCAGUGAAGCUGGCAACAACCUCAAUACCUCCAAUAUUUCGGCCCCCACUUCAGUCUCGGCAGCUGGGAGUACGUCGUCAGCGCCAGUUACCGGUGGGGACCCCUGCCUUCUUCACCCCAGCGGCAGCACCUUGACAACAGAUGAUGAGAACGUGCUCAAAUACUUCGUCAUGCUGCGGCGAACAGGACCAGCGGCUACUACUGUGGCCAAGGUGUGCCGUAGGCUAUAUGGCGGUGGGCAACUGAGUGUGAAAGAUUUCUGCACAAAUAAUUUAGGUUUUACCAACACACAGUACAACAAGAUCUUCACCCGUCAUGAGCGUGAGUCUUUUGAGGAUAUAGACUGGGAGCAGUUAGAUAUAACCUGUGUAUACAAACUUUUACAGCGAGUGUGUGGUUUGGCGCCUCCUUCUGAUGCCAUGUGGACUAAUCCAGAGCCUCAUCACGUAGAGUGUUUGGAACACAUCCUUUUCACUAUCAAAGGAGAAAGAAAUUUCCUUGCGCAUGAAGCUGUUGUUUUAACAGACGAAGGACUUCAAACUCGAUCACAGAAACUGGAAUCACUUUUAGAAAAAGCACUUGAGAAAGCUAGUUGUAUUACUGGAGAGGAUUAUACUCAGGACAUUAAUGAAAUGAAGGCAACUAUUGAUGAUAUUCGAAAGUCAAAGACCAAACUUUUUCUUCAGAACUAUCAACGGGAACUACAAGAAUUUCUGCACGAACUUGUCAAUAAGGUAACUAUAAAUUCUCAGACUGAGCUCCGCCACACUUACCAAAAAUUAUGGGAAUCAGAGUGUGUUUGGUGGCACUAUGGCCAAGGCUUCCAGAGCCCACAGCUGGAAAAAAUCUUUACUGACACAACUGUAAUAACUAAAAACAACAUUGUGGUGCCAGUUAUGCAAAUCUUAGACUACAAGUUACCUGACGGUUCCCUCCCAAGACUGGUGGUUCUUGAAGGUAUCGCUGGAAUGGGAAAAAGCCAAAUCUGCAAGUAUAUGCUCAAGUGCUGGGCUUCCAAGGUUAGUACCAUGAACAGUUGUGUAAAGUUUGACAUUAUAAUUUUUAUCCAGUGUCACUCAGUGAGUUCAAGUUCCUUGAGUGAAUUCCUAAGAGAAGAGUUAUUAAAAGACACCUGUAAGGGGCUAAGGCAUGAAGACGUAAUCCGUACCCUGAGAGAAUGUUACAUAUUAUUUAUCAUAGAUGGUAUUGAUGAAGCUGGGAAGCAUGCAAAAUGUUUAAUAAAAGAAGUUGGUGCUAAAUUUCCUGAGAGUCGUGUAGUGGUAUCAUGCAGACCAGAGUACACUGGAGAAGCUAAAAGAUUAAUUUCACCAAGUGGAAAUAGCUUCACUGUACUCUAUGUGAAAGGCUUCAGCAAAACUCAACAAAAGGCAUACAUUAACAAGGUACUGAUUGUGAUGGAGGACAACAUCACCAAACGUAAAGAAAUGGUCCAAAUGUUCUUAAAUCAUUUGGAUGCAAUGGAGCAUGAGAUAUACUCAUUACUAAGUUUGCCCCUCACCAUGAUGUUGCUGACGCUGUUGUGGCUGCAGGACAAUACCACGUUCACAGGUGUUGUCACAAUCACCCACAUUCUUCAGCAGUCAGUAGAAAUGAGCAUCAAACGGCUCGUCCACCGCACAAAUCAGAAAUCAAAUGAAAUAAGACACGUCAUGUUAAUUGAACGUGCAUGUCGACGAUGGCUUCUUUGUCUGGCUAGAGUGGCAUGGGAAUCACUUACUCUUAACACUCAAAGCCUUGACUCUAACAAUUACACAUGGAUUUCAGACCUUCUAGCAGAAGCUGAGCAACACGAUAUAGAUCCCAUUGAUGCUUUGUCUUCGUUUUUAGUCUGUAGGACUCCUGAAGAUUCAUUGUUUAUGAGACACAUUUGGGAGUUCCCCCAUAAAGCUUAUCAGGAAUAUCUCUCUGGCUUACAUUUAAAUGAGGAUGGCAUUAAAAGUCAAUGUAGUUAUUCUCGUUCAUCGUAUUCUAGAGGGGAUUGGCAGCCGUAUGAUGAAAUUUCCUCUGGAUAUUUCAGAUCUGUAUCGCGAGGAAAGAGAACCAGAGCAGGAGGAGGUUGCUGCCUUACAACCAUAAGCAUUAUAUGUGCACCGUUAUGUUGCAUUAUCAGCUCUUGUUCUUCAUUAUCACAAAAGAUACCAAAACCAAUGGGUGGUCAAACAAGUUCCGCGUAUAUCGAAAAUACAAUACUUUGGUCGAUUAACUCUGAUGAAGAACAAAGGGUUCCAAGAACAUCUGCAAUAAGCAGUCCCCCGACAGGAUUAAGCUUACGUAUAAAGAUGAGAAGAUCUAUUGAUGGAAGUAGAGAUACGCGAAGAUCUAGUGAGAUAAGUAGAGAGAUGCAAAGAUCUAGUGAUGGAAGUAGAGAUACGCGAAGAUCUAGUGAGAUAAGUAGAGAGAUGCGAAGAUCUAGUGAUGGAAGUGAAGAACCAUACGCAUUUUUUGAAAUCUUGGACGACACGAGUUUUGAUACAACUACUCACAACCAAGCAUUACUUUUCUCAAUGGCCAUUGAGGUUUCUAAACAAAAUUGUAACGAGGAAAAAAUAGCAUCGAUUUUGGAACAAAUUAACAAAAAUUCUAUGUUCAACACUUUGGUUGGUUGGUCAAACAUCAUAAGGGAAUGCGCUGGAAAUGAAAUCGUAUGUCGUCUGAUUGAACCUUAUCUCCAGAAACAUAGAACCAUACAGCUAUCUGGGUAUGAGAUAUAUCAGACCCUUCCUGCAAUUCAGUACCUAAUGCAGACAACAGGAUUUAUACCAGAAUCACUUGCUAUAUCACUCGGUGAAGACGAUGUCUUCCCAGAUGUUUUCCCAUCUCUCGUAGCCUCUUUGGGAACGUUGUCAGUGUAUACAAACAUUAAUUGCUUCCUGCAUCAUUGUUUGGACUUGUUUUACUGUUUAAUUAAACAAGAAACUCUGGACUAUGUAAACAUCACCGUGCAUGGCAACAGGUUUAGCGAAUUGAGUGGCUUUGCUCGCUUACUGCAGUAUCUUCGCGUACAAAAUUCAAAAUUAAACUUGAACUUAACAGUGAAUGAUACACAAAGUGCAGAAAAUAUUGCACAAUGUUUUGCCAAUACUAUCGUGCCCAGGGACACUGAGCUGCUUCUAUUUUUUACUUGUUUCACACCAAUGAUGCACCACCCUUUGUGUCAGAUCUUCAUGGCUUUUCCCUGGCAGAAACCCUUGUCUGUCGCCUUCUCCCACACUGAUCUUUGUAGUAAUGCACCUCAUCGACUAAAACUUAUUUCGCGAGCUCUAAUGGAUGCCCAGGUGAAAAUUACUCAUGCUUCCCUAGAGAUGGACGCAGAUGCCAAGUCAUCAGCUGCUAUGUACAAGGAGCUGGUUUAUAUUUUAGCUGGGGAGGCUUCUUUUGAUGCUGCUGGGAAGGCUUCUCUUGAUAAUGAUGGUAAGGGUCCUCCUAAAAAUGCUGGGAAGGUUCCUCUUGAUGCUGCUGGGAAGGUUCCUCUUGAUGCUGCUGGGAAGAUUCCUCUUGAUGCUGCUGGGAAGGUUCCUCUUGAUGCUGCUGGGAAGGUUCCUCUUGAUGCUGCUGGGAAGAUUCCUCUUGAUGCUGCUGGGAAGAUUCCUCUUGAUGCUGCUGGGAAGGUUCCUCUUGAUGCUGCAGGGAAGGUUCCUCUUGAUGCUGCAGGGAAGGUUGCUCUUGAUGCUGCAGGGAAGGUUCCUCUUGAUGCUGCUGGGAAGGUUGCUCUUGAUGCUGCAGGGAAGGUUGCUCUUGAUGCUGCAGGGAAGGUUCCUCUUAAUCUUAACAUUCAUGAAGGAAAAUGUGGAGAUCAUGUCACCUUCAUCUUACAAGGAACCAAAUGUGGCCUGGACCAGAUGAAAUAACAGCAACAAAAAGUUUAAUCUUUGUUAAACAUACAUGAGUAGCAAUGACAAAUGCAGACGUAAAAAUGUUAAAUAGUUCGAGUUGAUUCCAAAUGACAGGAAUUCCAAGGAAGACCAGAAGUAUUAAAUAGGUUUAAUCUAUUUUCAUUGCUAUAAAUUUCAAGAAAGACUCAAACUUCUGGGAAGAAAUUCAUAUAUUCUAUCAGAAACAUUAAGGGGGUAUUCAGAUUUUUUACGUGAAUUGAAUCCAUACCAGUUGACAGAAGCUAAGCUGGAUAGUUAGCCUAUGUUAAAGGAAUACAUAAAGAUGAAAUUCACAUUCAUCUCUUAAUUUAUGCCAGCUCUGACAAAAUUACAAAAUUGAUUACAGAAACAAACUAUUUUCUUGACCAGCAUUAAAAAAUGCUGAAAGAAAUAUUGGUAAUUAUAAAAGUAUUCCUAGUACUGUAGUUGUUAAAAGGUAAUUACCUGAAGACCACCAUUUCCAGUGACCUCUAUGGGGACAGGAAGCUAGCGGCUUGUCAAAGGUUAGCCGGCCCCAGCCCCUAUUGUUUCUGAGGAUUUACUCCGACUUUAUUUUGAACUGAUGUCUUAUUUUUUUUAUUUUUACUCAACUUUAAUUAAAAAGCCCUUAUGCUGUCGGAUUUAUUGCAAUAUUGAUUGCUAAACUGAUACUGUGUUCCACUUUCUUUUCCAUAGCUUAAAUAUUUACUUUUGUAUACCGUUAACUGCAUUUGCCACUUCUCUGCCCGCUAUAUAUGACAACUCUGCUAUUCAACUACAGUGUCACAAUACAGUUCAGUAUUUCUCCUCCAGUACUGUGUGCUUCAGCUUUCCACAUCAGCCUCAUGCAGAAAAUGCAUGGGGAUGCAACCGCUACAUUUCUGGCUUUCCGUUACAAUUAACCAUUAUUUACAUAUGGUCAUCAGUUACCCAAAUGUAUAACUUAUUUCCUUCAUCUUUUACCAUUGUUUAUUUGCCAUACUUACUAUAUUUUAAUGAUAAUAAAUUUAUGAGCCAAUUCUAC